AUGGACUUUGUUCAGGAUUUCUUCAUCCCUGAGGAUAGCACUGCAAUCUUGCACUUAGCGGUGGAGCAUGGAGUAUUUGAACUUGUAGAAGAGUGUCUAAAAGCUUUUACAGCAUUGGUGGAUAAGCAAAAUGGUCCAGUUCCAGCUAAGGUUUUGCCUCUAGCAUUGGUGGAUAAGCAAAAUGCCUCGUAUGAUGUACCAAGAAUUCCACAAAUUUACUCCGUAGGACCAAUACUAAACCAUGUUCAACAGGCGUAUUAUGAUGGAGAAUCAGAUAUUAUCAAAUGGUUGGAUGAUCAGCUUCAGAACUCAGUGGUACAUGUGUGCUUUGGCUGCCAGGGGAGCUUAAAAGAAGACCAAGUGAAAGAGCUAGUAAAUGGGCUUGAGCGCAAUGUUUACAGAUUCUUGUGGUCUCUGUGUCGCCCCUCAUCAAAAAACAACACUGCUGGAUUUCUCAGGGAGUAUGUAGACUACCAGGAAGUCUUGCCGCAGGGGUUUUGGGAUCGAAGAGCAAACAUUGGAAGAAUAGUAGGAUGGAUAGCUCAAUUGGCUGUACCAUCACAAGCAGCAGUGGGAGGAUUUGUGUCACACUGUGGAUGGAAUUCAGUGCUGGAGGAUUUGGGCAUGGCUAUGCCGAUUACAGUUGGUUAUAAAGAAGGGACUGAAAAUCAGCCUCUCGUUAUCGCAGAGGAGAUAGAAAGAGGAAUCGGGAGACUGAUGGAGAGUGAUUGUGAAUUUAGGAUGAAGGUGAAAGAAAUGAGAGACAAGAGUAGAAUGAGCAUCGCUGAAGGAGGUUCAUCAUACAAGUCUUUGGAAAGCCUUGCUAAUCACAGAUUGCUACUCGCAUGUUGA
This is a messenger RNA of Coffea eugenioides, 852 nucleotides long. RefSeq names its product UDP-glycosyltransferase 71A16-like. The coding region runs from base 1 to 852 and encodes 283 amino acids. Gene Ontology annotation, molecular function: UDP-glycosyltransferase activity. The record is from RefSeq and is a predicted model, not a curated record. NCBI's taxonomy places the organism in Eukaryota, Viridiplantae, Streptophyta, Magnoliopsida, Gentianales, Rubiaceae. The transcript is spliced from 3 exons.